Messenger RNA from Carassius carassius (crucian carp), 4330 nucleotides. RefSeq names its product inactive N-acetylated-alpha-linked acidic dipeptidase-like protein 2. The transcript is spliced from 14 exons. Lineage: Eukaryota; Metazoa; Chordata; Actinopteri; Cypriniformes; Cyprinidae. The coding region runs from base 713 to 3067 and encodes 784 amino acids. The record is from RefSeq and is a predicted model, not a curated record.
AGUGUCAGCAAUGCUGUCUGGAUUUAGUUUUUUAUAGGGUUAAUGUUUUCCAAAUUACUUGUGUGUGAGAUUGAAAGUGAAGGGCGUGCUCCUGGCUGGGAGAAAAGUGUGUGAGCGCGGCCCUAAUGCGGAAUCUCAUUAAGGCAACUGUCAGGAUUCUUCUAUUUUACUCUCACCUCUCCUAUUCCGUAAGAGCCAGACUGUCGUUUCGAGUGAGUCUGCCGCCAAAGAGGCAUUUACAAAUAAAUGAAAAAUGUCACAAUUGAUUUUACUCUUCCAAGACUACAGCGUGUCAGCUUUGUCACAAACUGUCUUUGUUGUUCUCUGUCUUCCAGGUCCAGCACCAGCACGUGGUCGAUAGUUACUGACUGGUUCGGGCCCUUUCCUGCCUCGGCUCCGGUAAGCCCUCAGACAAUGACCUUUUAUUUGUGUUGCUUUUAUGUGUUCUGCAUCUCAUCCUCUGGCUGAAAAUACCUCACUGAUCAGCGUUCAGGAGGGGACGGCGGAGCAGGAAGCAUGGAAGCGGGGGGAAAUAAAGCAGGAAAAUGGCGUGGCAUGCUGAUAGGAGUAUAAGCGUAGUACGGUUUUUAACCCUUGCGUUGAAGCGCGUCUCCGGAAAUGUUGAAGCAAUGUUGCUCGCUGUUAUGAGCACCAUUUAACCCUAAUAUCCUAAAAAUCCUUGCUAUCUUCCUUUGGAUGACGGAUUUCUUGAAUGGCCGUGUCGGUACCUGCUGGUUGCAGAGGAUCACACUGCUGUAUAACGGACAUGGCGUAUAGGAAAGUACGUGCUGGCCGCAGUUCUCUCCGUGUGCGAGAUCUGGAGAACGAGGAGCUUCACACUGCUUCCUUGGAACUAGAAUGGGACAUGGAGAAAGAGCUGGAGGAACCAGGUCUGGACCGCUUCCAGCUGGAGUGUGUGGAGCAUCAACCUGUGAGCAGCUCUUCCGGUGGAGGCAUGGACCCAGACCUGGAACCAAUCCAACCUUCCGUCUCCCCCCACGGACGUUUCGAGCGUCUGCAGGAGGACCCUAAUUACGUUUCUCGUUUCAGCCGGUCGGUACCCAAGGGCCAGAGAAGGAACGGGACCUGUGUCGCCAAAUACUUGUUAGCCGGGCUGGUAGUGUUUGCUCUGGGGCUGCUCAUUGGACGAUACGCCUUCAGCAAGGAGCAAGUGAAGGUAGAGCCAAGUGCAGACACAGACGUGCUGGAGAAGAUUGUUCAGGGAAUCACAGCUGAGAAGAUACAAGCACUGCAGAGGGACUUUGACAACUUGUCCGAUCUCACGGAAGAGUCCAAGGUCAGGUACAUUGCUCAGCGGUGGGAGGAGCUCGGGUUAAAAGACGUCCAGUUGACCAAUCACACGGCUCUUCUGAGCUAUCCGGGACCAGCCCUCAGCACGAUCACCGAUAUAGGUGGAAACCAGUGUUACCUGUCCAGCGGAGCGAUGUGUGACCAGCCAUUCACAUCCACGACUGAACCGUUUGCCUUUGCAGCCUAUUCGGCUGUGGGAAAUCUAGUGGCAGAGGUGGUGGACAUUCAGUACGGGAGUCCAGGGGAUUUGAGACGGGUCCAAGCCAGUGCAAAUGUGACCAAUAAAAUAGCACUGCUGAAACUUGGACAAUCACCUUUGCGUUACAAGCUCUCUCUCCUGGCAGAGGUGGGAUUUGGUGGCUGUCUUCUCUAUGUAGAUCCAUGUGAUGCCCCAUUUGGAAGUAAGACAUUUGGGGUAACCCUGAACCCAGGAGGGAACCCGUUUUUUCGAGAAGACACCAGUACUGCCAGAAGAGACAGUCGCCACAACCUGACAUCAUUGUUGGUUCAGCCCAUCUCUGCCUCCUUAGCGAAAAUGCUGCUCUCUGCCCCUACCAUGGGGCAGGGAAGACCCUGCGUCCCCAUGGCCAUGCCCUCAGCCUCAGCAAGAAAACUCAUAAAUCUCACCAUUGAAAACCAGGCAUCCUUCAAGACUGUGCACAAUGUUAUUGGAUAUCUCAAAGGCAAGACCAAUCCAGAUCGAUAUGUACUGGUUGGCAGUCGUCAUGGCAGCUGGUACGAGGGUGCGUUGGCGGACUGGGGGAAAGGCUCUGCAGUCAUGACUCAGAUAAUUGCCUCCAUGACGGCUCAAACCCGUGCGGGCUGGCAGCCUGACCGCACCGUCAUCUUCUGCUCCUGGGGGGGAACCUCACUGGGCAACAUUGGCUCCUUUGAGUGGGGGAAGGAGAAUGCAGUGGUUCUUCAGAGCAGGGCAGUGGCUUAUGUCAGCUUGCACAAUCCCGUCAGAGCCUCUGGAUCCCUGCAGGCCAUAGCGUCACCUUCCCUUCAGCAACUGGCAGCUGAAACCCAAAAGAGACAUUCGAUGAGCUGCAGCAGAGGAAGUGGUUGUCCUGGUCCGAAUGUCAGCUCGCUGCAGACAUCUGGAGAUUUGAGCUUUUUCUCCAGUCAACUUGCUGUCCCCACAGUGGAGUUUACAUACUCAGAGUUCCCUAAAACAGAGAGAGCUAUUUUUCUCACUGAGGCCUUUUUCCCUCCUGAGUCUUUAUUAAGAGAGACCUUGGAUCCAGCCUUCAAACUCCAUGAGACUAUUGCCAAGAUCACAGCCGAGGCCAUCCUGCGACUUGCUACGGACCCCGUUCUUCCAUUUUACCCUUUGGAUAUCGCUCUUGAUGUUCAGAACAAACUCAAAGAUGACCCACUUUGCCGGCAGGACCUGCUAAACGUGGCUGCAUCUUUGAGAGACAACUCAGCUUUCUUCCAAUCUGAGGUCAUGCGUCCUGCCAAUGACCCCAAAGAGAGAGAUCCCGCCCACGUACGCAUGCUCAACGACGUCCUACGAGACCUGGAAAAAAGCUUCCUUAUCCCAAACCCACCUCUCGGCCUUUACAGGAACAUUCUCUAUUGCUUGAGCAGACAAUCUCCACGCUUCUCAAUCCUGAAGGAUGCCCUAGAGGUCCCCUGGCACAACAGCGUCAACCAGUCCCUGACUCUGGUAACCAGUGCCAUCAGUUCAGCAGACAAACUCAUAGAAAGUGGACUUAACCUGUUUGAGAAUGAAAAUGACAUCCCGCAAUGACAUCUGAAAAGAGAACACACCUUACGGCGUCAGAAUAUGACACAAUCCUGAGAUCCUCUGGUCGACACAGAGGUUUCCAAGGAAUCUGAAGACACUUUGAGAAAUAGAGGGUAUCAUUAUUAAGUGCACUAUUAACCUGAGGUUCACUUGAGGAGUUUCUUCAGGCCAAUACUAAGUUAUUGUUUUUGUUCCUCUAAUGAUGUUCAAAAAUGGAUCUAGAAAGAUUGAUGACAAAAGAGUCAGGGAGCUCGCAGGGUCGAGACUUUUUGUUCUGGGGAAAAAUACCAGCAGGUUUAUCACUUAUAUUUCCAAUCACACAAACCCAAGAGGACGACUGGAAGUCAGGACUCAAAGCAGGUUCAACUUGAUGUUUGAAACACAUUUCAAAAUGUUUUUAGGAUAUAUGUUUUUUGGUUAAUAAUACUAAGACUAGUCCACCAUUUUUUCAAAUGGCAAGCAAUGACCUUUGAAAAAGGAGAAAUGCUGUGACUCGAAAUCAACAUGGAGUCAGAUGUGAUAAUGCAGAAUGUACUAAUACUGAUACUGUCUGAUUGAAAAGAGAAAGCUGAAAGGAAGCUACUGUGACAAUCUCUCAGGGGUGUUUGUUUAAGAAUCUGUAGAAAAAAUAGGAACUGCAGGUAAACCCAUUUAAGUUGAACUAAGAGAGCUUGAGUCAACAAAACAAGAAUUCAGGGUAAUGAUUGUUCUGAUACAAAAAAAAAAGCAUUUAGGCAAUACAGUAGUGGUAUCGUUUGUAAUGUACUAAUAGUUUUGUAUAUGAAAGUAGUCAUAGUAUUUUAGUUUAUAGGUCAUAAAUUCAAGGUGAACAGAGGCAAGUCUUUAAGAGGGCUGAAUUGAAUUUGCAAUUUGAUUGGGUGACAUUAGACCAAUGAGGAGCCAUGAUGGCAAAUAUAUAAGCUACACAAACAGUGCAGGUGUAUGAUGUCAUAAUGGACUGUGUCAUGGUAAUGUCAAGUUAACGUCUUUUAUAUUCUGGAGGCCAGUGUAUUUGUUCUCAGCAUUUGCACUAAUGUUGUUUUUCUUCUGGUAACUAUUUGGGGGGAAUUAGGAUAAAACUAAUAUCUUCCCUUUUACUUUAGAUACUUAACUUUUACAGUAGUAGUUCGCCCAAAAAUGAACAUUUGAUGAAAAUCUACUCACCCUCAUGCCAUCCAAGAUGUAGAUGAGUUUGUUUCUGUAUCAGAAUACAUUUGGAGAAAUUUAGCAUUGCAUCACUUGCAAUGCUAUGGAUUCUCUGCAGUG